Diorhabda carinulata is the source of this 5165-nucleotide messenger RNA. RefSeq names its product protein Tob1 (gene Tob). Gene Ontology annotation, biological process: regulation of gene expression. Gene Ontology annotation, cellular component: cytoplasm; nucleus. The transcript has 7 exons. The record is from RefSeq and is a predicted model, not a curated record. Gene Ontology annotation, molecular function: transcription corepressor activity. The coding region runs from base 376 to 1536 and encodes 386 amino acids. Lineage: Eukaryota; Metazoa; Arthropoda; Insecta; Coleoptera; Chrysomelidae.
GUUAUAUAUCGACGAUUUCGAGAUGCGAAUAGCCCAUUGUAGAAGCGCAAAGCGCGGAACGCGAGUGCUACAACACAGUGAUCGUACUAGUCCAAACAUCUUUUAUAUUUUUCUACUUUUAUAUAUCUAAUUGUAUAGUUUCGUUAUUUUUAUUACUUAGAAGUUUAUAUUUUCUCAUCGUUCGAUACGCUUCUGAUUUGUAUAUUGGCUAUAAGAAACUCACAAGAACUGAACAAAAAAACACGUACCUUAAUUUCACAAAGAAACGGAAUAGAAGCAAAAGAAAAGCAACCAUUAGAAAAGAAAAGUGAAUCAAUGCGUUUAUAAAGAUUUCCAAUAGUUGAACUUGAAGUUGAAGAUUUACACAUUUCCAGAAUGCAUAUUGAAGUUCAAGUAGCUCUGAAUUUCGUCAUUUCGUACCUGUACAACAAACUACCAAGGAGACGUGUCAACAUCUUCGGUGAGGAAUUAGAAAAGGCUUUAAAAGAAAAAUUCCAAGGUCACUGGUAUCCAGACAAACCUUACAAAGGUUCAGCUUUCAGAUGCCUGAAGACAGGUGAUCCAAUUGACAAGGUUCUAGAAAGAGCUGCUAGAGAAAGUGGAGUACCUAUCACUGAUAUUUUAGAAAAUCUACCACAAGAAUUGGCCGUUUGGGUAGACCCCGGUGAAGUGAGUUAUCGUAUUGGAGAAAAAGGCGCCGUUAAGAUCCUUUUCAGCGACAAAGGCGAUCCGCAAGAUGAACAUUCUGCCGACAGAGAAGUUACAAAAACCUUCAACCCUGAAGCCCAGUGUUUCAGGCCGAUCGAAUGUGUUACAUCAACCAUGAAUAAUUUGAGCAUCUCUCCUAAGACCCUCACCCCCUUCUCGACUAAUAAUACACAAAAUAACGUCGUAGGGUCUCAACUACACCAACAGAUACCAAUACCACAGCACAACGGAAAUCCUGCACCACCAACUACUAAUAUAAACCACUUGUCAUCACCUUCGUUGGCACCUUCGCCAACUUUAAACACUUCCUACAAGGGUUCCCCAUCGCCUGUACCAGCUUUUAUACCAAGAACUACUACACCUCUUACGUUUACUACCGCUACCUUUGCUCAAACGAAAUUCGGUAGUACCAAAUUGAAGACCAGUAGCAAAAGAGCUAAUAGAAUGUCUCCCACCGAAUUCUCCAAUUACAUUAAACAAAGAGCGAUGCAGCAACAACUCCACCAACAGCCACCACACCAUUCUCCAGCGGGUCGCGCGCUUUCUCCCGAUCCCUCAACAUAUUACUAUCCACACGGUCAUUAUCCUCCUCAGUUCCCGCCUCGUUCUGUAUUCGAGUCUUCCAACCAAUAUCUAAGUCCCGAUGUAUACUCUGGAAAAGUUCCAUAUGAACACUCGACACCUUUGGGUCCAUAUUAUCCAAACAAUGGACCGGUAGGAGCUACCCAGUCCGCUCCUACCACUCCACAGGACAAUGGAAAAUUGAUAGACAACAACUGGCCGUACCCUACUGCUGGACAAUACCAGCAUUUGUUGGUGGCUAAUUGAGGGGCUUCUUAGACAAGGGAACUUUUUCUAAAUGAUAGUUUUGUACGCUUGAGGGGAGUAAGAUAUUUAACCGCUAUUAAAACUAACUACCAAAAGAUUUCCCAGUUAAAUCUUAUUAUUUAAUGGCAUUAAAUACAAGAUUUGAACAGUGUAAGGAGAUUAGUCGUUGUUUUUUGAAGUCAUUAGAAAUAUAUUUCUAUUGUAAAUCACUCAAAUUAAAUUUUUUUUUCUUUGUACUACAUCCUGUAGACAAUGGAAUAAUUAUGCAUCAAUAUUGAAUAGACAAUCUUUUAGAUGUAACUAGUAAUAAUAUAUCUGUUCAGAUAAGUUACUGAUAUGCUACCACUUGAAUGUCUUGCUUAACCCCCCAAGUUGAAUUAUUUUUCCUUACUACUGCAUUUCUCAAACCUAGUGUGAUAGUAAAAUGGUAAAAACCGAAAUCAUUACUUGGUUAAAUUUAAAUGGGUUAAAAAAAAUGUUAAUGUUGAUAAAAAUGACUAGUACCUUCACUAAAUCAACCCAUGAUAUUGUCUGUGAACUAAUAAUUUUUUCUCAGUGUGCGAAUGAUUCUUAUAAUUCACUUUUAAUUUAUCCGUCAGUAGUUGUACCACAAUGUAGAUAAUUAGUUAUGAGAAACUGACCGAAAUAAAUUUUUGCAAGUUGUUUAUAAUAUUACAAAAAAGAUUACUCAGAAAUAAUUACCAGUUUUUCAAACAAGGGAGAAUCUUUAUAUGAAGAAAAUGUACAAAAUAAAAAAAACCAUCUGUAAAUAUUAGUCAACAUUGCAAAUUAAAAAAUUUGGAUACGAUUCUUUUAAGUACUUGUUUAAUAAAAGUUCCUAUUUCUUUGAAUAAAAUUCAGUUACUCCACACAGCUAAAAUAACUAGAGAAUGGUAUAGUUAAUCAAUUGUAUAUAUAAAUAAUAAUAGUUUAAGAAUGUGUCGAUAUUGGGAAUUCCUUCCAUUUUUAUGGAUUAGUUAGGAUCUCUCUAAUAAAUAAUUUGUACAUAAUAACAAGUAUAAUUUAUAUUUUUUGUACCGAUGUCUUAACUAUAGUUAGUCACUUUUCUAUUUUUGAUACUGUAUAAUCUUAAGUGUGUUACGUUCUAAUUUGGACGAAACUAGUUGAAAAUGAAAGCUUUUGAUGAAAAUAGCACUUUCGCUAAAAAUACAUAUACCCUACUGAAAAAAGAAUAACAUGAAAAUAAUUCUAUUAAUAAAAGUAUCUGAAUAAAAACUACACGAACUUGAUAAAUUCAAAGUUAAAGACUAUUCUAUUGUCUGAAUGUUAAUCUCAUGUAUACAGCUGAAUUUCAGCCUAACAUUAAAUAUCAAUAUAUUCAAUAUAUUUGUUUUCCUGCAACAGUGAUUUAGCUGGAAUAUACUUUAACUUUAUAGUUUUCUCAUUUGUUUUGGAUUCUAUAAUAUUCCUAAACACUUGUUAUUUAUGCACGUACAUCUGUGCAUUUUACAUUACAUUUUUUCUCUUUAUUUUCAUUACUAUCUUGAAUUUAUAACUUUGUUGACGUGUCAAAUAACAGUUUAGGGACCGAUCGCAUGUGAAUUUUCAAAAUUCGUUCGUGGUUCGAUGACUUCACCACUUGCGUGCGCAAUGGGUCCUUAAACUAAUUAGCCAACAAAGCUUAUAUUUGACUUUCCACAGCUGUCAUUAUAUUUUCAUCUGUCAUCUUGUACUUGCCUACGUUCAAGACAUUAACAAAAUCCACAUUAAACGAAGGUUCAUUCAUAAUUAAUCCUAUCAUUUUGACAAAUACUAAAGUUUUAUAGAAAAGUUUCUGUUGUUCUAUUUAAAGUAGGAUAUGCUGUAGAUAUUCCGCACGUUUUCCAUCACAUAUAUUAUUCAAGACAACUUAAUAUAUAUAUAUAUAUAAGACAAGUAAUGAUUUUGAAAAAAAGAAGAAUAUAAAAUCGAGUAAUAAGUAAGGAAAAGUAUACUCAAGUACAAUACUAUGCGUUAUACCUACCUUAUAUAUUAUAAGAAUUAUUAAAAGAAAAAGUUUCCCAACAUUGAUUUAAGAAUAAAGGAGAUGAUUUUUAUAAAUCAGUAGUCACGUAGGUUAUAGGUGUUUCUUACUUCAUAAAAAAAAUGGUGUUUACAGUAUUCUUGUAGACUAGAGUGUUUCCUAAAUUUUUUAUAUUGUAUGUAUUUUUUUAUUUUUGUAUGAAAAGCUCAAGCUGUCAUCUAGUCCCAUGAUAAAUGUUUUUAAUAAGUGUUGGCAUAUCAUGAUGGAAAUUAAAAUACCAUAAAAUAUACUAAUGUUAGUUAGGAAGCAGUUUACACAAAUUGGCCAGCGUCGCAGAGAUAGUUCUUCCAUAAUAUGCAAUAAUACUCUGAUUUAGAGAUACGAUUUUGUGAUAUUCCAAAUAAAUAGUACAUUUUUAUAAAUGUAGUAGCUACCAAAGAACAUAGUAGAUUUACUAGCUAGAAGACAAGACGUUUUCAAUAAUUUUAUUCCAAUAAUUUUAAUUAUUAUUGAUAACAGUAAGUUCACUAUAAUUAUAGGCUAAAUAGAGAGGCAAGUAUAUAAAUAUAAAAGAGAAAAUAAUACUAAUAAUAGACUAAAAAGUCCUAACGUCAUCAAUUAUUAUUUUGUUUUCUGUCUUAUUAGUUUGGUUGCCAAAUGCCCUUAAUUUUUUUGAGUGUUUCGUUAUAUAUAUGUCACUAAAGUAACAACGAACACUCCACACUUAGUUCUCACAAUCAUUUCAAUUAUACACAAACACACAUACAAGCACGCGUGAGAAAGCCCGUUACGUUAGUCAUACAACCUCGUACCAAAUCUAAAGAUGGAUGGAAGUUCCAAUAUAGAUUUUACUUGGUAGUUUUUUUUUUAUUAAAAAAAAUACAUGUAAUCUACUUUAUUAUGGAGCAACCCAGUAUUAUAAAUGUAUAUGACGCCCUUUUUUCUCACGGAUUUAUUUUCUACAAGUUUUCUAAAACACACGUUAUUACAUACUAGAUUCUACUAACUUCAAAAAAGACAUAAGUGAAAUUCUUCUUUUUCUGUUAACCACAGAAUUAUGGUUAAUAAGAGAAUCAUUACACUUAGCAAAAAUUGAAAAAACCUCUAGACAACCAAGAAAUCCUUACAUAAUUUGGAUUUACUUCGCGCUCAAAUAAAUCCCAAAUCCCAUCUAGGGUUUUCCUACUAUUAAGAGCUAUUGUUUCCAGUAUUGUAGCCAAAUAUUGCAGUAAAAAUAUUAACCGUUUAGAAGAAUUUGCUUUAAGAAUGUGAUAUGUAUUGGAAAUUGGAUGAAUCUAUUUCAAACUUUGAUGAUUUUCUGUUAUCUUUAAUAAUUAUAUAUAUUUAACAGGUCUGAAAUUAAAUUAUGAUAAUAUUUUUCUACUAUAAUUCCGAUAUAAUAAAAUGACUUGUCGUCUGGCUUUUAAAAGCUAGCGAAUUUUGUGUGGACAUGGCUUCUCUAUGAAUAUAUUGUUCAGUAUUGCAUGCUGAGGCAACCCGAUGGGUUCUAGAUGCUUCCUUUUCUCAAAUUAAGGAGAUAUGUAUGUGCUAUUUUUUACUGCUUGAUUUUUGUUACUUUUUCACUGAUGUUUAUUUUUUAUUUGUAUAAAAUUGUUGACUUAAUAUAAUAUAUAUUUUGUUAUGA